Messenger RNA from Phoenix dactylifera (date palm), 882 nucleotides. The record is from RefSeq and is a predicted model, not a curated record. Lineage: Eukaryota; Viridiplantae; Streptophyta; Magnoliopsida; Arecales; Arecaceae.
AUGGAAAAUGGGAUUUACAUGCAAUUUUUUCAAAAUAUUUCCCAGUAUCUGUGCCGAGAUAACACUGCCAAUGAUUGUACUCUAUCUGUUUGGUUCUCGUUUUCUAGUUUGUGCCUCAGACCUGAUAGUGGUUGCAUCACCAUUAUUAUUGUAGGCUGCUCCACUGUACUUAUUAGAGAUGGCCCCACCAAACUCAUUGACGUCGGCAUUGGAAGAAUUGUGGAAUGGAUGGGUUUAGUGGAGGUCCCUUGCCAUGGCUGCCGCUCCUACUUUCUCCUUCAUGCUCGGUGCCCACAUGGUCUCACCAAAAUUGACAAAAACUUCCAUGGCACUGUCGAAACGAUUCGAGGCACCCCUGAUAUCCUCGCAGAACUUAAUGAUAUAAUGGCUGCCGCCAGCACUCUUAUAACCUUCAGCCAAUCCUUAAGAAAGAUGAUUCAACGUAAAUAUUGGCCUCAACUGAUAAUGGCUGCAACAAUCCCAUUCUUCCAGCAAGUCGCAGGAUUCAGCAUUGCAACCAUCUACACUGCAAGCUUGAUUCAAAACAUCGGUUUUGGUGAGAAUUCAUUACUUAUGUCAGCAUUGGUAAUAAGGUUAACAGGCAACAUCUCUGCUCUUGCUUUGAUGACUGUCGUUGAUAGAAUUGGCCGACGGGUAAAGUUCAUGGUGGGCGGCAUCCAGAUGCUCAUCUCGUUGGUGAUGGUUGGCAAAGCAUUGGCGACACAACUCGGCAGCGAUGAUGAGAUUAGCAGGAGCGCGCUAUGCAUACAUGUACACUUGGGUUUGCUUUUGUUUUGUGCUUAUCUUAUGACCUUCGGAUGGUCUUGGGGGCCUCUAGGAUGGUUGGUUCGACAUGAGAUUUUCCCACUAGCGGUCAAAUGA